Condylura cristata (star-nosed mole) is the source of this 2640-nucleotide messenger RNA. RefSeq names its product kelch repeat and BTB (POZ) domain containing 7 (gene KBTBD7). Lineage: Eukaryota; Metazoa; Chordata; Mammalia; Eulipotyphla; Talpidae. The transcript has a single exon. Gene Ontology annotation, molecular function: protein binding. Bases 289 to 2331 code for a protein of 680 amino acids. The record is from RefSeq and is a predicted model, not a curated record.
UUCUGGUCUCUUACCGGUCUUGAUAGCGCUGCAGUGGCGGCUCUCUGGGCCCCAGCCAGCGUUUCCCGUGAGAGCGAGCCGAGGCAGAGAAAGGGCGCGGAACUGAAAAGGGUGAGUCAGACACGGGCUACGCGAUAAAAGGAGGCGACACCGUGGCUUGGGACUGAAGUUAGUGCGGCCCCUGCUGGAGGCUGUUAAGGGACGAGGCGAUCUUAGCGCCAGAGAGAGGAGUCAGAGUCCAUUCCGUGCACCUGUUCUAGUCCUCGGCACCCCGCCGCCAUCUCCAACAUGCAGUCCCGGGAAGAGGCUCCGCGCUCUCGCCGUCUCGCCAGUCCCCGCGGUGGGAGGAGGCCCAAGAGGAUUUCCAAACCAUCGGUGUCAGCUUUUUUCACUGGCCCAGAGGAGCUGAAAGAUGCGGCCCAUUCGGCCGCCCUGCUGGCACAGCUCAAGUCCUUUUACGACGCACGGUUGCUGUGUGAUGUGACCAUCGAGGUGGUCACUCCUGGCAGUGGGCCUGGCACCGGCCGCCUUUUUUUCUGCAACCGUAACGUGCUGGCUGCCGCGUGUCCCUACUUCAAGAGCAUGUUCACUGGCGGCAUGUACGAGAGCCAGCAGGCGAGCGUGACCAUGCACGACGUGGACGCCGAGUCCUUUGAGGUGUUGGUGGACUAUUGCUACACGGGUCGUGUGUCCCUGAGUGAGGCCAACGUGCAGCGCCUUUAUGCGGCAUCUGACAUGCUACAGCUGGAAUAUGUGCGGGAAGCCUGUGCCUCCUUCCUAGCCCGGCGCCUUGACCUGACCAACUGCACUGCCAUCCUCAAGUUCGCGGAUGCCUUUGACCAUCACAAGCUCCGAUCACAGGCCCAGGCCUUUAUAGCCCACAACUUCAAGCAGCUCAGCCGCAUGGGCUCGAUUCGGGAGGAGACUCUGGCAGACCUGACCCUGGCCCAGAUGCUGACUGUCCUACGCCUGGACAGUCUGGACAUCGAUAGUGAGCGGACAGUAUGUCAUGUGGCGGUGCAGUGGUUGGAGGCAGCUCCCAAGGAGCGGGGUCCCAGUGCUGCAGAAGUCUUCAAGUGUGUGCGUUGGGCACACUUCACUGAUGAGGAUCAGACUUACCUGGAAGGGCUGCUGACCAAUACCAUUGUGAAGAAGUACUGCCUUGACCUUAUCGAAGGAGCCCUGCAGCUGCGUUAUGGUGACAGGUUAUGCAAGUCUCUGGUGCCAAAACCAGAGACCAGCAGCAACUCUGUUGUAUCUGCAGCAGAAAAUCCACCCCAGAGGCUGGGUAUGUGCGCCAAGGAGAUGGUGAUAUUUUUUGGACACCCUAGAGACCCCUUUCUCUGUUACGACCCAUACUCUGGAGAUAUUUAUACAAUGCCAUCACCUUUGACCAGCUUGGCUCACACUAAGACUAUCACCUCCUCAGCUGUCUGUGUUUCUCCAGACCAUGACAUUUAUCUAGCUGCCCAGCCAAGGAAGGACCUCUGGGUGUAUAAACCUGCCCAGAACAGUUGGCAGCAACUUGCAGACCGCUUACUGUGCCGGGAAGGCAUGGAUGUGGCAUAUCUCAAUGGCUAUAUUUACAUUUUGGGUGGGCGAGACCCUAUCACUGGAGUUAAAUUGAAGGAAGUGGAAUGCUACAGUGUUCAGAGGAACCAGUGGGCACUGGUGGCACCUGUACCCCAUUCCUUCUAUUCUUUUGAACUGAUAGUGGUUCAGAACUAUCUUUAUGCUGUCAAUAGUAAGCGCAUGCUUUGCUAUGAUCCUAGCCAUAAUUUGUGGCUAAAUUGUGCUUCUCUUAAACGAAGUGACUUUCAGGAAGCCUGUGUCUUCAAUGAUGAGAUCUAUUGUAUCUGUGACAUCCCUGUCAUGAAAGUCUAUAACCCAGCCAGGGGAGAAUGGAGACAGAUUAGUAAUAUUCCCUUGGACUCAGAGACCCACAACUACCAGAUCGUCAAUCAUGGCCAAAAGUUGCUGCUUAUCACUUCAACCACCCCACAAUGGAAAAAAAACCGGGUGACAGUGUAUGAAUAUGACACUAGGGAAGACCAGUGGGUUAACAUAGGUACCAUGUUAGGUCUUUUGCAGUUUGACUCUGGCUUUAUUUGCCUCUGUGCUCGCGUCUAUCCUUCCUGCCUUGAACCUGGUCAGAGUUUCAUCACUGAGGAGGAUGAUGCACGGAGUGAGUCUAGCACUGAGUGGGACUUAGAUGGAUUCAGUGAACUGGACUCUGAGUCAGGAAGUUCAAGUUCUUUUUCAGAUGAUGAAGUUUGGGUACAGGUAGCUCCUCAGCUAAAUGCACAGGAUCAUCAGCAGGGUUCUUUGUAAAUAUUUUGAAACUCUUAAGAUGUUAUUACUGCUGUGAAAUGUAUCUUAAGGAAAAAAGUUGAUUAGGACUCACAUUUGGUUUAUAAAGGGUUACAAUGGAUUACUAAUGAAAUGUUACAAAAUUUAAACAAUCCACAAAAUCAGCCUAUGGAAUAAUUUACUAUGCUCAAAAGUGAGAUUAAAAUAUGCAAAAGAUGAACUAUCUAAAUGAUUAGAAUACUUGGGGUUUCUUUUCACCAUUUAUUGUGCAAGUUGUUUUAAUUAGUUUAUAUUUUUAUUAUCUAAUUCAAUUUUCUAUUAACUUUUAAA